CGGAUCCCGGAGGAGCGCGCAUGCCCCGGGCAAGCUCAGCGGCUCUUUGGAAGAAGGCCGGUCGCCGAGGUUGCUGCCGGGGAGAGCCCGCUGUUGAGCCAUGGCGAGCGGGGUUAUCAAAUGUAAGGCAGCUGUUGCCUGGGAGGCAGGUAAACCACUGUCCAUUGAAGAGAUUGAAGUUGCCCCACCAAAGGCUCAUGAAGUUCGUGUCAAGAUCAUCGCCACUGCUGUGUGCCACACUGAUGCCUACACUUUGAGUGGUGCUGAUCCUGAAGGGAGUUUCCCUGUCAUCCUGGGUCAUGAAGGAGCAGGAAUUGUGGAAAGUGUUGGGGAAGGAGUGACUAAAUUUAAACCAGGAGACACUGUGAUCCCUCUGUAUAUCCCUCAGUGUGGAGAAUGCAAGUUCUGUUUAAACCCUAAAACAAAUCUGUGCCAGAAAAUAAGAGUCACCCAAGGAAAAGGAGUGAUGCCCGAUGGCACCAGUCGGUUCACAUGCAAAGGAAAGCAAGUUCUCCACUUCAUGGGAACCAGCACUUUCUCCGAAUACACUGUUGUUGCAGACAUUUCUCUGACUAAAAUCAAUGCUUCAGCUCCCUUGGACAAGGUCUGCCUGUUAGGUUGUGGUGUUUCAACAGGCUAUGGAGCCGCCUUGAACACGGCAAAGGUGGAACCGGACUCUACCUGUGCCGUCUUUGGCUUGGGCGGAGUCGGGCUAGCAGUCAUCAUGGGCUGUAAAGUAGCGGGGGCAUCUCGGAUUAUUGGGAUUGACCUCAACAAAGACAAAUUUGCUAAUGCAAAGGAGUUUGGGGCCACAGAAUGCAUCAGCCCUGCGGACUUCCAGAAACCUAUUCAGGAGGUUCUCGUUGAAAUGACAGACGGGGGAGUAGACUACUCAUUUGAGUGCAUUGGUAAUGUUGGUGUCAUGAGAGCAGCCUUAGAAGCUUGCCACAAAGGUUGGGGAGUGAGUGUGAUAGUUGGAGUUGCUGCUGCCGGUCAGGAGAUUGCCACCCGUCCGUUCCAGCUAGUUACUGGCCGGACAUGGAAAGGGACUGCCUUUGGAGGCUGGAAGAGCGUAGAAAGUGUACCAAAGCUGGUAGAUGAAUACAUGUCGAAGAAAAUUAAAGUGGAUGAGUUUGUGACUCACACCCUACCUUUUGAGCAAAUUAACAAGGCCUUUGAACUCAUGCAUGCUGGAAAAAGCAUUCGAAGCGUGCUGAAGUUUUAAGAAACAGAAGAAGGAACUCUUAGAAGUGUACACCUGUGGAAAAUCACAGGUUGCUUAAUGUGCCUUUUUUGUAGGAGAUCUAACUGAGAAAAGUCUGUCAUUCAGGAUUAUGUUAAGGCAGAGCCCCUGCUUUGGUAGUGUCAUCGUUUUUAAAAAAACAAAAACUGAUCACUACACUGCAGUCAGAGAUAGCAGCUGCUAAUUCUUUAAAAAAAACACAAACCUUAGUACCUCUCCAUUUCUCACUCUAAUCUGCCACUAAAAUGCGAAGAAUCAAACAGUAGACUGGAUUAAAUUAAAAUCAAUGGCUGUUUUUUCUUCUAAAAUACCUUAUGAGAAAAACAACUGCUUUAUAAGGCAUAUCAGGAUUAAAGCCUCUUUCAUAUGCA
Messenger RNA from Pogona vitticeps (central bearded dragon), 1614 nucleotides. Its product is annotated as alcohol dehydrogenase class-3. Gene Ontology annotation, cellular component: cytosol. Gene Ontology annotation, biological process: formaldehyde catabolic process. The record is from RefSeq and is a predicted model, not a curated record. NCBI's taxonomy places the organism in Eukaryota, Metazoa, Chordata, Lepidosauria, Squamata, Agamidae. Gene Ontology annotation, molecular function: S-(hydroxymethyl)glutathione dehydrogenase [NAD(P)+] activity; zinc ion binding; alcohol dehydrogenase (NAD+) activity.